GGGCUAUGGGGUACGAAGGUGGGGAAGCGGUUGCAUAGUGACAUCGGUUUAUCUCUUGGUCUGGGUUUGCUGGAGUGAGAGCCAGGGCUGGAAACGGAGCUGGAUCCAAACUUGAGCUUGUUGGAGGCGAUCGGCCCCGAAGAGGUUGGGUGACCCCAGAGACUGUGGGGCCCGCGGGUUGCAAAGGCGUGGGCAUUGAGGUUUCUUCACACCAAGGUUGAAAGGGGCGCGCGGGUGACAGAGGGUAGUCACGAAAGGGCAACGCCCCGCCCCUCCUGGCAGAGGUCCGCCUCCAGGAUCUAGGCUGGCCCGGCCGGGCUGCCCACGGGCCCCACGUUAGAGGAGCUGGGCCGCGGAGAGGGCCGGGGUGCCCAAGGGACUGGCCUGUCGCUCCCACAGGCAAUGCCGAUACCCAGACAGGGUUUUCCACCCGUACUACGACUUCCUUUUUGAUAUUUUAAAUUUACCUGUUUCUCUGCGGUCUCCUUAUUCCAUGGGUCGGGUAGCUGGGACCCUCACACACAAGGCUUAUUUCUGGUUUUCUCAUUUUCAAGUGGGAUGCCCGCCACGUUUCUGUGUUCAGAGGCUAUCUGGGCACUCACAUCCCCAGCCGAGUCCCCAGCCGGGUGAUGCAGCGACAGACACUCCCCCCACCCCUGUGAGUGCACUGGGUGCCUCUCCUCCUUCCUGGCCCACCGCACUGGGCCAUUUCUACACCCACCUGCCAUCUUCACCCUUCCCUCCUCUCUUUGGCAUGCUCACGCGAUUUACUCAAUGAAACGCAAGUUACCCCAAGUGUGUGUGUGUGUGUGUGUGUGUGUGUGUGUUUUAACAUUCAGGGGGAGAUCAUAAACAGGAAUUAGUCACGCUAGGUACCCACUACCCCUGCCCUAACGGGUGGAGUGGGAAAGAGAAGCCUCCUUCGAAAUCAGCAUGAUUCAGGAUUUUUUAUUCAAGCAGUGACAUAGGAAAUUGUAAAAUGUGAUGGGGGUGGGGGGGCCACAUACACCCUAGGGUGGGUGGAUGCGGGGAGAGCAAGCAGGCUUCCCAAAUGCCUAAUGUAAUCACGGGCCAGCUGCAUGCACUUGUAAAGUUGUUAUAACCCCCUCCUUGUUAUAAACAGGAAAGCCCAGAAUAUAAAGCUGGAGACCCACAUUCACAAAUACCAGGCCCCCCCGAGCCAGCUGCCACGGCCUCCUUUUAUGGUGUUCCUCCCUUGCAACCUUGGCCCCAUCAGGAGGACCUUAGUUUUACCCCCGAUUCUCCAAAUGGAUUUAUUUUGAAAUCAUCCUCAACGGAGUUGUAGACCAGGUGCUCUACCCCAGGUCCCCAGUGCCCUAGGCCUUCCCUUGCAGAGAGGCUGGGCUCCCAAAGUCCAUUUCCCUUUGAUUUUCAGGGAGCCCUGGAAGGGAGGGUGUGGCAGAGCAGGUCCCUAGAGAGUGCAGCGUCCUACUGGCUCUGCCACCUGUUUUUCCAAGGAGGGCUGCAUCCCCUUCUCAGCCGACAGUCAGGCUUCUUAGACACCCUCUUGCCGCAAUCUAAAAGGUUCCUAGGACCUCAGAAAGCAUUUUCCUAGACCGUGGCAUCUCCACAUCUCCGGUUAAGCCUGGGAGAAGAAAAGGCCUUUUGUGGGAGGCCCCGGGGUUAUGGGGCUCCCCCAGGCCAGCAUAAAACUCAUCCCUGCAUACCCAGCCCCCUCUCCACCUCUCCUUCCUGCCUCGGCAGACCAUGCUCCAGCCACCCCGGUCUACAUCCUGCUUCACUGACUGUGUGUGCUUACAGCGUCAAGGGGUGGACGUGAUAUUUCAAACAUCAGAUCAGUGCGUUUAUAUAUUGGGUGCCCGGAAAUUUUUCCAAAUAAACACAGCUUGAUUCAACUUGGGUGGGCGGACUUAUCAACAGACUAAUUCUAUAAACAAAUGAAGGAAUAGCCCCAAAACCGAUUGGCUGGUAUCAAAAAGACACGUGGAGGGAAAAGCUUGGAGUUUUUCAGCAAUGAAAUUUUAAUUAAUGUGGGUGGGCUGAGAACACAAGGACUGUUUAUCAUAGACAAUUUAUUUUCCAGCGCUAAGUCAACAUAUAACAGCAAACUUACAACAAUUAUUUAACAUUUUUAAAGCCAUGAAGAAGGGACAGAGCUCGGAGCGGCCGGGGAGAGCGUCGGAGCCAGAGGCAGAGGCUCGGCGGGCUGCCCAGGAGGGCCCUUGCGGCGCAGGGCGCUGUGCCUAGGCCGCCCGGGUCGCCUGCGUCGCGGGGAGCGCAGCACAGGCUCUCGCCUGCCAUGAGCCACCUCUUCGAUCCCCGGCUGCCCGCCCUGGCCGCCUCGCCCAUGCUCUAUCUGUACGGCUCGGAGAGACCCGGGCUGCCUCUGGCCUUCGCCCCUGCGGCCGCUCUGGCUGCCUCGGGCCGGGCCGAGACCCCGCAGAAGCCUCCCUACAGCUACAUCGCGCUCAUUGCGAUGGCGAUCCAAGACGCACCCGAGCAGAGGGUCACGCUCAACGGCAUCUACCAGUUCAUCAUGGACCGCUUCCCAUUCUACCACGACAACCGGCAGGGCUGGCAGAACAGCAUCCGCCACAACCUCUCGCUCAACGACUGCUUCGUCAAGGUGCCCCGCGAGAAAGGGCGGCCGGGCAAGGGCAGCUACUGGACGCUGGACCCCCGCUGCCUGGACAUGUUUGAGAACGGCAACUACCGGCGCCGGAAGAGGAAGCCCAAGCCAGCCCCCGGGGCCCCGGAGGCCAAGAGGCCCCGCGCGGAGACUCACGAACGCGGCGCUGAGGUUCAACCGGAGACGGAGAGCGGGGAAAGGGGCUCCGGCCCAGCGAUCCCCCGCCUGGAGGGAACGCCCGCCGGCCCUUCGCCUCACCUGGAUGGCCCCCCUCCGUCGGCGCCCCUCCACUGGCCGGGGACCGUGUCCCCAGAUGAGGACCCCGGUGAUGCUGUCCAGGGCGCAGCGGUCGUGGCGGUCGGCCAGCCAGCGCGCACGGGGGACGGCCCGGGGUCCCCUGUGCGCCCCGCCUCCCGAAGCUCUCCGAAGAGCUCCAAGUCCAAGAGCUUCAGCAUAGACAGCAUCCUGGCGGGAAGGCAGGGCCAGAAGCCGGCUGCAGGGGACGAGCUCCUGGGGGGCGCCAAGCCGGGGCCCAGCGGCCGUCUGGGCGCCUCGCUCCUGGCCGCCUCCUCCAGCCUCCGUCCGCCUUUCAACGCUUCCCUGAUGCUAGACCCGCACGUCCAGGGCGGCUUUUACCAGCUCGGGAUCCCCUUCCUCUCCUAUUUCCCCUUGCAGCUCGCCGACACGGCGCUCCACUUCCAGUAAAGCAAACAAUGACGCGGUUCUUCUCCCUCGCCGGGCCUGAGCCUCCGCUGUGCGAAAGGCCUUAGCUCCCAACGGCCGGGGAUUUUAAAAUGACCUUUGCCUGGGUCGGCCUGUGGGUUCAGGAAAGUGUUACCAACCAUUGUGCGCAGGUGUGCGCGCUUGCCUGACUUCUUCGAAGCAAACUUUUCCCAGCAACCCGGCGCGGCUAUGGAGACUUAAAAGACCCGGUCCCCGCGGGGUCGUGGGCAUUGCACGCGGGCACCGUAGGGACCUCUACCGCAGGAGAUUCCUUGACCUUUGGCCUGCCUAAUGGAGUGGUCUUCAGCCGCCCACCACAGGUCCUAUGCGUCCCGGGCCUGCGAGGGCCCGCAGACCACCCAAGGCAGGCCUUAGAGGCUCAAUGUGGUCCUUUCGACCGGGGACCCCCGUAUGACUUUCCACUGCUUCACUGUUGCCAUGUGGCUAAGGUCUUGGUUUUGAGCCCAUCUGUGUGGUGGGUGGACACAGCUGGGUUUGUCCCUGACUUGAAGUUGUGGGGGUGCUGGGGGUGACCCGGGUUUUCAGGUUUUCUGGGAGGUGCAGGGCCUGGUGAGGAUUUGUGACCAAUGUUCAGGCACAGAAGCUGAUAAACCGCCCAGAGCAGUAACACUUUUAUUUUAAACAGAGAAUUUUUCUCUUAAUUUCUUUCCGGGUAUUAAAAAAAACCCUGUUUUAUUCUUUGCAUUAAUGCUUGACUCUAAGCAUUGACCUUUGAAAACGCCUGUAGUAACAACUUUAAGAAAGCACACUCUGUAUAACAUAUUCUUGCAUUAUGAUAGCUCAUUAGCCAAUACACGUGCAGCAAUGUAACCGAGACAGCAGACGUCCUAUCUUUUUGCUUUUGUUUUUAAGGGAUCAAAAUAUUUCAAGGGAUACCAUGAGGAAGGGUGUGAGGGGGAGGGGAUAUGUCUCAGACUGUCAGAGUUUUGAUUUCCAUGUUGUUUUUUUAAGACCCAGUCUUGCUCGUUGCUAUAUUUUUCGGAAUCAGAUAAUGAAGGACUACAUUUCUAAAAAGUUAGAUGAAACAACCAAAAAGCAGAUGCAGAGAGAGAGAGGGAUGAAUGUGGGGGACAGAAUAAGGGGACCUGCUGGUGUCCACUGGAAGAGGCUUCUCUGGGCCCCAGAGGACUUGAGUCUUGAUGGCAGGAAUCUCCCAGACACUCCCAGUCUCUGUACCCCUUCUGCUGUACGCUCCUCCCUCCAGCCCUGCCUGGCAGUCCCGGAGGCUGAUGCUAAAUCAACAUCUUAAAGAGGUAACUGGCAGUCAGGGGAGGGGAGCAGAGGGCUGCAACAAAAAUCUAUGAAGCACAUUGAGAUGUUCACAGCCAAGUGCAGCUUGCAACUUUGGGGAGAGGCACCCAGCCUCCACGGCAUCUCUAGCUGGGUUGUCUUAGAGGUCCUGAAAUGCAAUUUUCUGAACAUCCAAGUAACUUUCAUUUUAUGUCAUGUGAGAAAGACACACACAGUCACACAUUCUUGGAAGUAGGCUGGGAGGGAGGUCUUUCAGAUAGCCUUUAAAAUGGUUUCCAGGACUUAUCUAAAAACGAUGACAAACUUUUUAUCCAGCGGGCCUGUUGGUCAGUGUGUUGAAAAGGACAUUGCAGGCUGGCAGAGUCACUGAAUAAUUCAUAGACACAGAGGUGACUUUUGGAAAAUUCAUUCUUAUAGCCAUGCCGAAGCAGGCUUCCACAACUGGGUUCCACCCAGGCCAGUGGGAAGACUCUGGGAAACUGCAGCCCAGCCUUGAUUGGAAGAACUUCCAGGAGAUGUCAUUGCUGAGAUCCAGGCUCACUGUGAUUAACUGAAAAUGUGGUGGAAGGGCUGUCACUGGACAUUUUGUUUUCCCAAACUCUCAGCCUCUGUGAAUAAAGUUGUUUUUUCAUUAACCUCUCA
Sapajus apella (tufted capuchin) is the source of this 5248-nucleotide messenger RNA. RefSeq names its product forkhead box L1 (gene FOXL1). The transcript has a single exon. The coding region runs from base 2282 to 3316 and encodes 344 amino acids. Lineage: Eukaryota; Metazoa; Chordata; Mammalia; Primates; Cebidae. Gene Ontology annotation, molecular function: RNA polymerase II cis-regulatory region sequence-specific DNA binding; DNA-binding transcription factor activity, RNA polymerase II-specific. The record is from RefSeq and is a predicted model, not a curated record. Gene Ontology annotation, biological process: anatomical structure morphogenesis; cell differentiation; regulation of transcription by RNA polymerase II.